Messenger RNA from Lactuca virosa, 1176 nucleotides. The record is from the annotation of a GenBank genome assembly. NCBI's taxonomy places the organism in Eukaryota, Viridiplantae, Streptophyta, Magnoliopsida, Asterales, Asteraceae.
AUGGAAGACUUACCUGUACAUGUGAUGGUCGAUAUUCUCUCAAGACUCCCUGUGAAGACAAUCAUCCACUGCAAGUCUGUAUGCAAGAAGUUGCUGGAUCUCGUUUCCGACUCUUACUUUGUCAAUCUUCACCUCUCCAGAUCACCCGUAGGCCUCAUGAUCUACCAUUACUCGGAAAAAGAAUUGAUGGGUCACCUGAAAAUGCGUGUUUUGAAGUGGGUGGAGGUCAAAGACGAAGUCAAUCACCACAAUUUACACCACGACCCUGUCAUGAGCCUUGACCUUAACCUUUCACCCAUUUUCCAAGACUCUCAAAUACUCCUAAUGGGCUCAGUCAACGGCUUGAUCUGCUUGUGGCAGGUUUGUGCUAAAAUUGAUAACAUUUACAUAUGCAAUCCAAUCACAAGAGAGUACAUGAUCCUCCCUAGACAACAAUACCAUGGAAAAGGGUAUGCUAUAAAUGUUCAUUGUUUUGGUGUCAGUUUACUCUCACAUGAAUACAAAGUCAUACGGAUCUUCCAAAGGGUAUUAAUAUUACCCCUAAAUCCAACCUCAUCAUUAUCAUCAUCAUCUCAGCCGAGUUUAUUGGAAGCUGAGGUUUACACUUUAGGCACUGGUCAAUGGAGAAGCCUUGGUCAUGUCCCGUAUAAGAUUAAUGGAUUCCAUGGACCAUAUCUAAACGGCCAUGCUCAUUGGUCGAUUGUUGUUGAUCAGGAUUCACUUGAAGAGAUUUAUGCUUUUGAUUUUGACAAGGAGACAUUUAAGUUGUUCCCAUCUCCUCCUGUUGAAACUAUACAAGGAAGUCGAUUCCAUUUCCGAACUUUAGCAGUUCUUAAAGGUUGUUUAUGUCAAUCGGAUACCUUUGAUUCUCAAUUCACGAUGUGGGUGAUGAAGGAAUAUGGGGUCAAGAAAUCUUGGGAAAAAGAAGUGAUUAUCAAGAAAAGUAUUAGCCCCAGUAUUGAUUGGUUGAUGUCGGGACCUAUCUAUCCUAUUGAGCGUUUAAAUGAUGGAACAAUUUUCAUGGUCUAUUAUCAAGACAAAUUGUUGAUAUAUUCUCCAAAGGGAAGAACAAUUGCAAAUUCCGAACUUUUUGACAACUGUGUAUCUGGAAUGCCUUAUUGUCCUAGCUUUCUUAAGCUCCAGAACUUUGAAUCAGAGAGAGUUUAUGUGUUUUAG